Apis dorsata (giant honeybee) is the source of this 2213-nucleotide messenger RNA. Its product is annotated as homeobox protein Nkx-2.8-like. Lineage: Eukaryota; Metazoa; Arthropoda; Insecta; Hymenoptera; Apidae. The coding region runs from base 171 to 1070 and encodes 299 amino acids. Gene Ontology annotation, biological process: cell differentiation; regulation of transcription by RNA polymerase II. Gene Ontology annotation, molecular function: DNA-binding transcription factor activity, RNA polymerase II-specific; RNA polymerase II cis-regulatory region sequence-specific DNA binding. The record is from RefSeq and is a predicted model, not a curated record. The transcript is spliced from 4 exons. Gene Ontology annotation, cellular component: nucleus.
AAAAAAAAAAGGGAGAGAGAAAGAGAGGGGUUAAGAAAAAAGAGUAAGAUAAGAUUAAAAAAAAAAAAAAGAGAGAGAGAGAAAGGGUGAGGACAUUGAAACGAGUGCGAGAGAACCACGAGGACAUUAACAUGUACUGACGCCACUAACACCUCCUCGAGACUUUCAAAAUGGCGGACAAGAAUAAGAUUCUGCCCUGGUCGAUGCUAUCCUAUCAGACCAGUCUCUUGAAUCACGUCUGGUACAGCCAGCUCGCUUUCAGUAAUAGAAUUUUGGAGAGCUUCAAGAUGCCCAGGAGCACAAGUUUUCACAUCCAUGACAUUCUGCAGCUUGAUUCGAAGCCAUCUCAGGAGGAAACUGAGGUGCAAGGUAGUACCACGGUGCUACCGACCACGAACGAUGUUCCGUCGGCAUACCAACAGUUUUUCGAGCACACGACGGCCAUGUUACAACCCGCGAUAUACGCGAAUCUGAACAGAGGCACCUUACCACCCCCGCCACCCGCUUUAUUGGGAUGGCCGACCGGUCCAACGUUACCGACCACAUUACCUCAGCCUUUGGAAGAGGUGAAUGUGUUGCAGCAACCAGACUCGACCAGCCCGACCAUCUCGGAUUUAUCGUUCCCACCGAAGCAGGAGGCGAACCACGAGUGCAAAGAGGAAGAGUCGGCGGAGUUCGAGGACGAGCAGCAGGCGAACGAGACCCAACCCCACGAGACCGAGCACAAAAAGCGGAAGAGGCGGGUGCUGUUCUCCAAGGCGCAGACGUUCGAGCUCGAGAGACGUUUCCGUCAGCAGAAAUACCUGAGCGCCCCCGAGAGGGAGCAUUUGGCCUCGAUUAUUCGGCUCACCCCCACCCAGGUGAAGAUCUGGUUCCAGAACCACAGGUACAAGACGAAAAGGGCGGCGACGGAGGCGAGCGGAAGCGGGUGUUCACCUAGAAGGGUCGCUGUACCGUUGCUGAUCAAGGAUGGAAAGCCCUGCCAGUCCAAGCUGAUGGAACCUGCCACGUAUCCGACCACGGGCCAGGUACCUAUGCCGCCCUACAUGCAGAAACCUUAUUGGUGGUAAGAUGGACUUUCGUUCGUUGAAUGAACGAGAAUCAUUCGUUGUCAUCGUGGACUUGGCGGUCGAUGGCUGGGAUAUCUGGAGGAUCGAUAGAAGGCUGAUACGAAACAGUCGAAGACGAUUAGUGGUCGGAUUUUGGUGGACAGAAGAUUAAUUAAUUAGAAGGUUAAUUAAUGAUUGUUAUCGGGAGAACGAUUUGUCUUUUCAUCGGGGAAGGGAAGAGAAAAAUUGUGGAUGAUAUUUGUUGGAAGGACGAGGAAAUCUUUUCCAACUGUUCUGGGCGAAUUGGUAUAUCAUAUGCGACAGAAAGUGAAGGAGAUGUUGAAGAUUUAUCGUCGAUCAUUGAUACUUGAAAUAUUUGAGAUUGUUAGAGAAGGAAUAAAAUAAUUCUUAGAUUUUUGGAGAAAUUAUGAGAACUUUCGUCUUGUUGGAAGAAAAGAGGAUUAUGGAUAAUAUCUUGAUACGGAUUUUUUGUAUAAACAAGAUAAGAAAUCUAAUUAUAAACUGAUUUUCGAACAAUGAAAGCUGUAAGAUGGAUUAAAGAUUAUGGAUAUAUUUAAGUCGAUCAAGUAACGGAUUUGAACUUCUCAUGAACAAUAUCUAAGGAAUCAAGUGAAAUAUUAUCUUCUUGGUAAUGUUAAAUAUGUAUCAAAGAAUCUUAAAGAAACAGUAUACGAUCAAAGUGUGAGGAUCGAUUCGAUUCAAUUUUAAAAAUACAUCAACGAAUCUUGAAACAACAAACGAUCGAGAGAUAUGAAAAAUAAAAAAAAUCAAUCAGAGAAAGAGAGAAAUCGUCAAGAAUACCGCGAAGAAUAAUCCAUCCCAUAACUGUCAAGAGAAUUCCAGUGCAGAAAAGAAUCGUUUUUAACUAAUAUCGUAAGAUUAUCAAAAAUCAAACGUAUUAUUAGCUUAGAUGAUUAACAGUAAGAAACGAGUGUUUGCCUGUGAAACUUCGACUAAGUUUACUCGAGUUCUCGUUGUUGAGUAAACGAAGUGUACUGCCAAUCGAAGUUGACGAUCGACCAUCAUUCUAACUCGUAAUUAAAGUGGAUCUCGACGCGAAAUUUAAAAAUUCGAUGAAACUUCUAUCGAUGAAAGUGUCGUUCGAGUGAAUUAAACUGCGUCUGUGUUUCGUCGAUUGUAUCG